Camellia sinensis is the source of this 837-nucleotide messenger RNA. The record is from RefSeq and is a predicted model, not a curated record. Lineage: Eukaryota; Viridiplantae; Streptophyta; Magnoliopsida; Ericales; Theaceae.
AUGGUGAACAAUUUGAGUAAAGCCAUAUUAAAUGGAGAUUUUGAUGAAUCUUCAUCAUCUGAUGAUGAUAUCAUCAUGAUGCAACUAUUCACAGCGCAACAACAAAGAUUACAGAUGUUAAGCCUAAACCAACAAACCAGACGUGUUAGUUCCACAAGUGGUCGUCGAUACAUUAAUCGUGAGAGCGUCAAAGGCGACGAACAAAUUUAUAGAGAUUAUUUUGCAGAUAAUCCUGUCUAUCCAGAAGAAUACUUCCGAAGACGUUUUCGAAUGAGGCGGUCAUUAUCAAUUGUUGCUACCUAUGAAGCCGUUUACUUAAGAUCUCCAAAUGAAGCAGAUGUCGCCAGAUUAUUGCAAGAGGGAGAGCAACGCGGUUUUCCUGGAAUGUCGCCUUUAUUUGCUGAAUUAACUAGAGGACGUGCCCCAGCUGCCAACUACACCAUCAAUAAUCACGCAUACACCAUGGGGUGUUAUCUUACUGAUGGUAUCUAUCCUCGUUGGGCAACGAUUGUGAAAACAAUAUCUCAACCUCAAGGCGCAAAGAGACAACUAUUUGCGAGGAUGCAAGAGGCAUGUCUGAAAGAUGUUGAAAGGGCAUUUGGAGUGCUCCAAGCACGAUUUAAUAUUAUCAGCGUGCCAGCUAGAAGUUGGAGUGAUGAGGAUCUGUACUACAUCAUGAAGAAGUGCAUUAUUUUGCACAACAUGAUCAUUGAAGACGAGCGUGAUAUUCCAGAAAAUGAACGCAGUGCAGCACAACUUGAGACUGAUACCAGUAAUUUGGGCUGUCAAGUGUCACGCAAUCCGAAUGAGGAGUAUGCUCAAUUUAUGUUGAAUUGA